CCCCGGCUCGCCUCCGCGGCGGCCGAGUCCGCGGCGCCCCAGCCCGCGGCGCCCCGGCAGACCGCGCACCUGCUGGAGCCCGGGCGGGACUCCCAUUCCCGGGCCGGCGUCGAUGCUGAGCGGGCCGAGGGUGCUGCCUGCCCCCCCCGCACCAUGGACGGCUUCUACGACCAGCAGGUUCCCUUCAUGGGUCCCGGGAAGUCCUGCGCAGAGGAGGGCCGAGGCCGGCCAGGAUCUGAUAGGAAAAGGAAAUUUUUGGAGACCGACCUGGCCCACGACUCAGAAGAGCUCUUCCAGGAUCUCAGCCAGCUCCAAGAGGCCUGGCUAGCCGAAGCUCAGGUCCCUGAUGAUGAACAAUUUGUCCCAGAUUUCCAGUCUGACAACUUGGUCCUGCAUGCCCCACCUCCAGCAAAGAUCAAGCGGGAGUUGCACAGCCCUUCCUCAGAGCUGUCGUCCUGCAGCCAUGAGCAGGCUCUGUGUGCUGGCUAUGGGGACAAGUGCCUCUACAACUGCUGUGCCUAUGACAGGAAGCCCCCUGCCGGGUUCAAGCCAUUAACACCGCCUGCCACGCCGGUGUCCCCUGCACAUCAGGGACCAGCCCUGCCACCACCGGCCCCAGCCGUGCAGGUGGCUGCCCAUGGGGUGGCCCCAGCCCCGCACCCGCUGCAAGAGCAGAGGCCGCAGACGUUCGCCAUGCCGCAGCCGCCUCACCCGCCCAUGCACAUGCCAAAGAUGAUGUCUGAAAACCAAUACCCUGCAGAGCACAGGUUUCAGAGGCAGCUGUCUGAGCCCUGCCACCCCUUCCCGCCGCAGCCUGGGGUCCCAGGGGACAACCGCCCUGUCUACCACCGGCAGCUCUCGGAGCCCCUGGGCCCUGCUGCCCUCCGCCCCGCUCAGGGAUUCAAGCAGGAGUACCAUGACCCACUCUAUGAGCAUGGUGGCCCUGGCCUGCCCGGCCCCCCAGGCCGCAGCUUCCAGCCCCCCAUGGGCAUCAAGCAGGAGCCCCGGGACUACUGCAUUGACUCAGAAGUGCCUAACUGCCAGUCCUCGUACCUGCAGGGGGGUGUCUUCCCCAGCAGCCAUGACGGAUUUCCAUAUGAAAAGGACUCGCGGUUGUAUUUUGAUGACACAUGUGUGGUACCUGAGAGGCUGGAGGGUAAAGUGAAGCAGGAGCCCACCCUGUACCGUGAGGGUCCUCCCUACCAGCGACGUGGGUCCCUGCAGCUCUGGCAGUUCCUGGUUACCCUCCUGGAUGACCCUGCCAAUGCCCACUUCAUCGCCUGGACUGGCCGAGGCAUGGAGUUCAAGCUGAUUGAGCCAGAGGAGGUAGCACGACGCUGGGGCAUCCAGAAGAACCGGCCAGCCAUGAACUACGACAAGCUCAGCCGCUCCCUGCGCUACUACUACGAGAAGGGCAUCAUGCAGAAGGUGGCCGGUGAGCGGUAUGUCUAUAAGUUUGUCUGCGACCCUGAUGCCCUCUUCUCCAUGGCCUACCCCGACAACCAGCGUCCCUUCCUGAAGACAGAGCCUGACUGCCCGGUGCCCGAGGAGGAGACUGUGCCGCUGACGCACUUCGAGGACAGCCCUGCCUACCUUCUGGAGAUGGAUCCCUGCGGCAGCCUGCCCUACACCGAGGGCUUUGCCUACUGACUGGGCGGUGGCAGAGCCACGAGCACUAGCAUCCACUUUUGGGCAAAUAUGGUUUUGUAAAGAAUAUUUUUUUGCUGUUCCUAAGGAGAGAGAGAGAGAGAGAGAGGAAAAAAACCCAACCAACAAAACCCAACCCAACAACCCACGCGCGUACACACCACUUGGAGGAACCUACCGUGCCCAGUGUGUUGAAUUCCCACCCUCACUGUCCAAGGGCUAGUGCGUAGGACUGACUGCGGCUGGCACCUCCCACCCAGCAUCGCUGCGGUGGCUUGGGGCGGCGGGAGCGAGAGAUGCAGUCUCUGACCUGAGCCCCCUUCCUCAGCAGCACCGCGCGGGUGCCCCGGGACUCGGCUGGGCUGGCGCAGGGCUGGCAGAGCCUCCGCCCAGCCCCUUGGCAUGACAAUCCGCUUUGCGUCGAGCAUGCUCUGCGUCGCUGCCUUGUGUGGGGGAAAGGGCUUUGAUUUGCACAGAGGAAGGGUGCGGGCUGGGGGGACCACCUGGGUCAACACCCCGGGGCUGGUGUGCGCAGCGUACUAACCCCGACCCUGAGGAGCCUUCUGCCUUCAUCCCACAUCACUCCUCCCUGGCCCGCCCUUGUGAUACAACCUGAUGUCAUGGUUUCUCAGCCCCUCCUGGAUGCUCUCCCUGCCCCACUUAUUCUUUCCCAGCUCCACCUGUGGCUCAUAGGUUGCAUUUCAGAGGAGCAGACUUUGACACUAUCUCCCUCCCUAUUUUUCUUCCAUCCCCCCCCCCUUUUUUUUUUGUGUUUUGUUGAUGUUUUAGGAAGAAAAAAAAAAGUUUCUAAACUGAUUUUUGUAGAUUUUUUUGUAUUUGAAGGCAAAGCUCUUUCUUGCAGCCUGGCUGCUCCUCCCAGAGCCCCCUGAGGAUGCCCUCCCUGGCUUUCCUGGUGUCAUGCUUGCAGGGGGAGCCAUCGGUGCCCACAGCUCCCUGGAAUGGCUGCCCAAAUACCUGGUCCACUCCAUUUCACUGCUCCAAUCUCCUUUCCUGGGGGAGCCAAGGCUGACCUCCGGUGCUGGCUCAGCUGUGCUUCCCCCCCAUCCUGCUCAGCAUGGUCUUGGAGCUGGGCUGUAAGGUUGUGGUGGGCAGGGACUGUGGGGUUCCUCACCCCCUGCCUGCCUACCCAGCUUCCUCCAGCUCUUCCCUCUCCCCGCUGUGCCUCCUAGCACUCCUCUACCACUCAUAUAUCCACCCCUGCCUCCUCCACUGGCUACAUGGUUUUUGUUGUAAAUGCUGUAUAGGAAUUUUUUUCUCUUCCUUAGUUAGCUUUGAUUGGAUUUUUUUGUUUGUUUUGGGUUUUUUUUUGACUAAUUCAUUCUUUUUUUUUUUUGGGGGGGGGAAGUAUGAAGAUUAACUCUGGGUAGGCUCAGUUGCUCUCUCCAUGGUGGCUGCAGUGGCCUGUACCUAUGGGGGGAGUGUUUGGUUGGGGGAACCCCACCUUAGAGGCAGGGGUUUAACUAUUUGCUCAGUGUGGCAGGUUAAUCUGAGGACUAAUCUGAAAUAAUCUUUACUCCAGCAGGGCUAUGUAUCUCCUGCAAAGCUGCAUUACAUUCUGUACUGUGUACAAUAAAGGAUCUUGCUUUCUGUUC
This is a messenger RNA of Pogoniulus pusillus (Red-fronted tinkerbird), 3260 nucleotides long. RefSeq names its product ETS variant transcription factor 5 (gene ETV5). Bases 154 to 1650 code for a protein of 498 amino acids. The transcript has 13 exons. Lineage: Eukaryota; Metazoa; Chordata; Aves; Piciformes; Lybiidae. Gene Ontology annotation, biological process: cell differentiation; regulation of transcription by RNA polymerase II. Gene Ontology annotation, molecular function: sequence-specific DNA binding; DNA-binding transcription factor activity, RNA polymerase II-specific. Gene Ontology annotation, cellular component: nucleus. The record is from RefSeq and is a predicted model, not a curated record.